CCCUGCACCGCCCUCCAGCCCGCCUCCCAGACGCCCACCCACCCGCUCCUCUUUCCGCAAGAUAGCAGAGGUGGCGCGCAGCCCGGCGAGCCGAUGACGGACCCCUUCUUCCUGCCUUCAAUGCCUCAGCGGAAGAUCCCCAAGGGCUGGAGCGAGGAGCGCUGCCGCUGGACAUCCUCCCGGGGAGGCUGCUCCGACCUGCUGCGCGGCGCGUCUGAGACUGGGGACUGAGCCACCCCGCCGCCGCCGGCGCCGCCGCCGCCGCCCGCUCCGUCGCUGCCGUCGGUCUGGACUGGCCCCCACCUCGCUGCGCCCUCUCCCCGGCCCCGGCCCCGGCUCGGGGCGUCCCGGGGCUCGCCCUGCGACCGCCGCCUCCCGCGCGCCGCGUCCUCCCGACCCCGCGGCGGCGACGAUGCCCGGGAGGAGGGUCCUGACGGCGGCGGCGCGGAUGGUGGCGGCCGGCGCCCGGGUGUGAUGCGAGCGUCACGGUGGGGAUGCUGCUGGCUGCGCGGCGCUGAGGGCCAGCGAGAGCGAGAGCCCGCCCGGGGCGGAGGACGGACUCAUCCGGAUCUGGCUGCAGCGUGGGCUCGGAGCUCCCCCUUCCUCUCGGUCUCCCUCUCGGCCCCCCUUUAUUUCGUUCUUGCUUUGCGUCUUUAACACCUCUCGACCCUGUCCUCCCCCCGCCACUGGAAGUCUUCCCGUCUCUAAAUGGAAUUAGUGGAGCCCGGAGCCUCUGGUGUAACGCACAGACAUGAUCCAUGGGCGCAGCGUGCUUCACAUUGUAGCAAGUUUAAUCAUCCUCCAUUUGUCUGGGGCAACCAAGAAAGGAACAGAAAAGCAAACCACCUCAGAAACACAGAAGUCAGUGCAGUGUGGAACUUGGACAAAACAUGCAGAGGGAGGUAUCUUUACCUCUCCCAACUAUCCCAGCAAGUAUCCCCCUGACCGGGAAUGCAUCUACAUCAUAGAAGCCGCUCCAAGACAGUGCAUUGAACUUUACUUUGAUGAAAAGUACUCUAUUGAACCGUCUUGGGAGUGCAAAUUUGAUCAUAUUGAAGUUCGAGAUGGACCUUUUGGCUUUUCUCCAAUAAUUGGACGUUUCUGUGGACAACAAAAUCCACCUGUCAUAAAAUCCAGUGGAAGAUUUCUAUGGAUUAAAUUUUUUGCUGAUGGAGAGCUGGAAUCUAUGGGAUUUUCAGCUCGAUACAAUUUCACACCUGAAUAAAAGGCAAACUCCUUAGCAGGAUCUACAGAGUGUUUCGUGAUCUCUCCUUCUCCAUCAUCUCAUCUCUGGAUGCUGUGGUGCCCAGAACGUUGAUCUAACACCACCUUGAAGCACACAUGCUGAUCUCCAGGUGCACCAUGAUUUGUGCCCUUGAAAAUGCUGUUUGCUCAAUCUUUCUGGAGAAAGUUUGCCACAUAUUCGGACUUAGUAAAUUCGAACUCCUACCUUGAAACUCAGAUGAAGGUUCAAUCUUCCCCAGGAUUCCUUUCCUCACCAUUCUCCUAUGUGAGGGACUUCUUGUAUUAUAAUCUUUUAAUAUAAUAUUAUAUUUUAUGUAAUAUUGUGUUAAAUUAUAUUAUUUUAUAUGUUAUUUUAUAUAUGAUAUUAAAAGAUUAUAAUUAUAUAAUCUUUUUAUAUAAUUUAUUCUUGUAUUACAAUCUUUUUAUUAUAAUAGUCUCCACUCUCCCCAAAAUAUUGUGAAUUCUUCAGCUGAGAAGUUUUGCUUUAGUUUCUUAUCGCCACGGACUGGGAAUUAACAUGUAUUUAACACAUUUUGCUCAAACAAUCAAACAGUAAAAGCUGAAGAGAGCGUAUUAUUAUUCGCCCAUUCCGAGAGAAAGUUGAAGAUGACUGAAGAACUAAAAAUACAUAAAUGAAUUAACUAAUUAUAAACAUAAAUUUCCUGUAGCUCCAACAUGACUUUGAUCUGAGUAAUAGUGUUGUGAAAUAGAUUACUACAUGAUUUUCAUUGCUUUUAUAUUAUAUAUAGUAAUUAAUAUUCAGAAUAGUUGAUUAACUUUGUUAAGUGUCACAUAAUUUAAAAAUGAAAUUGGUGUUUGGCCCCAGAUAUGUUUUUCUGUGUUCUUUUUAAAUUUCAUUGAGAUUUUCUUAUACUCCCCUCAUUAAAUCUAUUAUCUGGUUUCUAAACCUUUUCCUAUUUAAUGUCUCUUUUCCUUUCUUUCUAAAAAGUAACUGGUUAAACUACAGUUUUGUCAUUUAUUAAAUUUUGUCUGUUAAUAAUGUUAUUAUUAUUGUAGGGAUAGUCAAUAUUAUCAUUUUAAGGAUAGUUAAAACUUAUUUUGCAAUUAAUACAUAUUUUACAGUACACUAAUAUGCAUAUAUGUUGUAUUUUAUUAAAAUAUUAAAAUGUUUUUUAAACAAAAAUAUUGUUGGAAGCUCUAAAUACCAGAGUAUUGAUUUUAAAGUCUGCCAAGACAAUAAUACAAGUAACAUAACUAAGCCUUUCUUUAAAUAAUAAAACAAGUAUCUAAAUGAAAAUAUAUCUGUCUCUUGUAGGUUGGGUGUUAAAAUGUUGUAUUCACUUUGGACUUGCUAAUUUAUCAUAGGAAUGUUAAAGAGGUGGAAGUCAUAAGUGUGAAAAUACAUAUUUUCAAGAAAGAAAUUGAGCUAGUUAAUGAGAUAUAUAAUAAUGUUUUGUAUGGGGAUGCUACAACAGCUAUUUUGUGCAGGGACGUUUAGAGUCUUCAGUUGUACACAGUUGUUUUAAAAUGAAGACUAGUUUAGUAGGCCCCCAAAGAAGGCAUUAAUUUUUCAGUUUUUGAAAGUCAGCAGAUAUAUGCACGGCAAAAAUUCCAUGCCAUCCCUGAGUCAUAUCCUCUUCUGGUUCUCACCCCACUACUGAGAACCUGGGAAGACAGGAGAGUAUGAGCAAUGUGGCAGGCCUGUGGUUGGGUUCGGGGAGGUCGUGAGAGUCAGAAAAGCAUUGAGCAUCAGGGAGUUAGUGAGAGACGGUAAUGGAGUCAGAAUUCAUUUACUAAACCAAUUUUACUUCAGAAUUAUUAUGGUGCAAGCAUGGUUCAAAAUAGGGCAGAUUAGAAUGAAGAAGAUAGAGCUUGUAGUUUAGUGGGAAAUGUGACGUUAAAGUAGAAUAAAGCAUUUGGGGUCAUAGUGGAGAAAAUAGGAUGAUAUCAGAGAAUACAGCAAAAGAACUUAACGGUCUAGAGGUCAGAGAAAGUCUUCUUGAAAUAUUAGCAUUCAAGUACAGAUCUAAAGUAGGAGGAUUUAACCAGGUGAAGUGCUUAAAUGUCAGAAAUAUCUAUGACUCAAACAGCUUGGCAGUGAAAAACGGUAGAUUCAUAUUUUGGGAAAGCUGUUUUGUAUGGAUGUAUCAAUAUACAGAUGCGUCAAAGUUUCCUCCAGUUCUACCGAUGAUUACAGAGAAUUUAAAUAACAUAUAUAUGGAGUCUUUAAGGUGAAUUCACAAAAGUAAUAGGUUAGAGCUGUGUGGAGACUAUGGAGACUACAGUUCAUCUCUUGAAUUGAUGACCCAUUUUUCAACUGAGUGUUGAGAAUAUGAAGAGCAUUAGAGGAGACAUUUACAUAGCCUUCUAAACAUGUCAUCCAUUUUGGAAAUAGAAGCCUGAAUUCUAGACUAUAUAAAUUAUGAGACAAUUUUUUAUAAGGUGUAUCUGUCUGUUCAGAAAACAUGAUUAUGAUUAAUUUGUGUAUAAAUCUGUAUGUUUAUUACACUGCUCUACUAUACAUGUGAAAAUAUGCAUAUAAACCUCAACACUAUAAAGUUUGGUACUAAAAAGUGAAUUGUAAUCAACCAUACUUCAGCCUAUCCAUUAAUAGCAGCCUAUACAAAUGAGAGCAGCAGGCAGAAUAAAUUGGGUUAGUCUAGUCAAACAUCAAUCCCUUGGAUGACACUAAGAAGCCAAAAAAUGUUGUGUAACAGGACUUAGACACAUCAACUACCAGAUGUUACCUAGAAGCUCAAGAGACAGAGUCGUAAGAUCUGCUUAUUGCAAUGUAUGGGUUAAUAAAAUCUAAAGAGGACUACUUGGCUAUUUUUUAAUUCUUUUGAAGUAUUAUUUAGAAGUGGUUUUUCCUGAGAGAUAAAUGUAGGUAAAUAAAAUCUGAAGGGUUUAUAUCACUGAGGGGGAAAAAGAAAAAAACUUGAUCUUUAUGAGUGUAAUGCACAUUUCUCUAAUUUCAGACCUGAGACUUCUAACUGUUACAAACAAUAAUGUUUUUCCCAAAAUAUUUUGAGUCAUAUUAAAUUUUUUAGAGUGCUGUUGUGGAAUUUUUAAAUAAAUUUUAGGGUGAUUUUUAUUCUACUUUUUAAGAAUUACAAAGUAUUUUGUAUGGCCUCAAAUUUUAAGAAUUAGGAAAUUGGAGAAUUAGCAAGAAUUCUGAAUAUAUCAUCCAAUUCAUCUAUCAAUUAUUCAUUUACUAAUGUGCUAAGCACUAGAGUUAACAAAUAAUUGAAAAUCAGACACUAUUUAUAUCCUACUUAGGGAGAUAGUACCAUGUGAUUUUGUCAUAAUAAAGAUAAGUACAUCACUUUAAGGAAGUAAGGGCCUUUAACUCAAACUAUGCUGCAAUAUAGAAUAACACUUUCAAGAGACAACACCAACACUUAUAUUGAAGCACUUAGAAGAGUUAUCUAGGAAGAAGGCAUGAAAGGGAAGUUCUAAACUAUAUGACUACAAUACCCAAAGACAAAUACUGGCAUUGCUUUUCCACCAGAAAAAUUGCAAGUGAUUUAGUUUGCAUGAAAUAAAAGCUUUGCAUGGAAACGUAAUGAGGAAUAUGUUUUGAAAAGUUAUACAAGAUGUAUGUGAGUGUUUUUUAUGCUAAUCUAAUUGAGUUUAGUCUUAAAACAAUGAAACUGCCAAAAUAUUAUACAUAUGAAAAUUAUCACAUUUGAGACAUAGAAUCACCAUUGGAUCACAAGAUAGAAAGUAUAUUGGGAGAGGGUGGAAUUGUUGAUGAGUUGGGAAGCUGUAAAAGAUGUCCAGGUGAAUUAAAGUACUAGUGGUAGCAUUGAAUAUGCACAGGGAGAUACAGCUUCAGAAUUACAGAGAUGUUAAAAUUUAUAACAUAUGCUGUCUGAUUGUCUGAAGGAAGAGACAGUGAGUUAUAUUGCUACAUCUUUCAUUUGAGGUACCUUUGAGAUAUGGAAGUGGAGUUAACCCAGUGUCUUUUAUCUGACACACCAGACUGUAAUUCUAUGAAGAAAUAGAUCAUUUUCAUUCAUUGUUGUGGCUUCAGUUGUUAAAUAGGAUUUUACAUUGUAAGAAGAUGUGGUCUGUGGAAUCAGAUGUGUUAGUCACUGGUAUGGAGGUGGUGGUAGAAAUCAUGGAUGUGGAUGGUAUUGCUCAGCUAAGAAAUAUCGAGAAGGACGAAGACAGACCAUCUGAGUAGGUUUGCUGGCAAGUGAAUAGAUGGGCUGUUGUUUGAGGAGCCAGAAAUAAAUACUGAAAUGGCUGGCCAGAAGAGCAUAGUGAAAUAUCAGGAAGUGGGGUAAGGGGGUCUUGAAAACCAAGAGGAAGAGACAUAUUCUAUUGCCUUGAUGAGGUAAUAGUAUACCUCAUCAAGAAGAUUUUGCAGUCAGAAGGCAUAAUUGACAACCCUAUCAAGUACAGUUUUUCCUGCAGUGGUAAAUGAAAACUCAAUGUUCAGAGAAGAAAAUAGGGGAUAAAAACUGAACAACUGGAACCCAUAAGUGUAGCAUAAUCUUUCGGAAACCUUUUCUGUGAAAGGAAUCUUGUGAUGGAAGGAUUAAGAAAGAGGAGAUGGUGAAUUUGAGGGAAAAUGCAGUCAAAGUGGAGGUGGUUAAAAUUCAUCUUUUGUUGCUUUAUGCAAGACUCAGUUCAACUAGGAAUCAGGAUUAAGACAGAUUUUCAUAUGCUUUGCCUGUAACCUGGAGAAAUCCAUCCCCUCCCCACCACAUCCUACCUCCACACCAAAAGCUGCUCCUAAAAAAUUCUGGCAGUCUUCUGUAAUACAUCUGUUCAUUGAGGAAUUAUAAGCCAACCCUCAGACCUUAUGAUCAUUGUUAUUUUUGCCAUUUGUGUUUGUUUUUUGGACUCCUUGUUUAGAUGCCCUGGUCCCUUUCACCACCCAGCAAAGGUGAUCUCACAAAAUUUUUCUGAAAACACAUGUGGCGCUACUGAUGUCUCUGAAGUUGUGGCCUCCCUGCCAACCCGUUUCUGGGGUUUGGACGCUGUCCAGGGUGCUGAGUGUGUGGCUGCAGCCUCAACAGCCUUUGCCAAUUUUGUUAGCACCAUGCCCACUCUCGCAAGCCAGCACCAAGAUAGCACUGCUGUUCCUGUCUCUUGGGAGGGCUGCUUCCUUCCCUGUGCCGCCGCUUCCUCUAUGCUGUGGACGGCUUACAUGCAUGAUCCUCUACGAUGAUAAAGCCAUAGGUUUUAUAGUACUUCCUUCAUAUUUCAGCCACAUAGGUAGAUGUGGGCCUGAAUUGAGGCAAUCUCACAGACACACACUAUGAUCCACCCCAAAUCCCUUUAUCUCGAACCUUCAUUUGGACAACCAAGAGUCUGUGUCUCUUUUCGUGAGUGAAGUUUAUUAUUUUCCUCUGUGGAUACACUGCGAAUAUAUUCAGAAGUGUGCCAACCUGCUGAGUCAAUCCUAGGGUAAUGCAGUCUUGUCUGAAGCCAGAACUUCAUACUUAUAUAUGGUGUGUUGCCUUUAGAGAUGCACUGAUAUGACAGAACAGGAAAGCAAGAGCAGCUCUGUCUGGCACACCCAGCUUAGAGCACCAGUGUGAACACUGUACUCCCUCCAUUUAAGAGGUGCCCCCAAAAUAUUAUUUUGUUACUUAGAGUUUUUAUUCUGUUCUUAUUAUUCCAUAUUCUUUCAGUUUAUCUUUUGGCAAAGGAGCAAAUAAUUAGCUUGUAUUCUAAAAAUUAAACAUAUAUUUGGGGUAAACCAAGCAUAGAACUAUUUUAACAGCUACUGUAGAACCUAAUGUGAUAUACAUUUAAAUAUACAUUUAAAUUUCAUAGUGUUCAGAAAAUGCCAGGUGUGUCCAGGUAAAGUUGUUAAGAUUGUAAAACUGCUAUCAUAGCAGUAAUGAUAAUAAUGAUACAUAAUAUCAUAAUAAGAUUGAAUAACUGAUUGGAGUAUAUUAGAUAUUUUUGUCUCUUUAUCCUGAAAACAGUUAAUAAACUUUUUAAGUUUCUUUAAGGAAAAUCAAGAUUGAGAUUUUGGUUGGUCUAUAGAUCAGCUUGAGGAAAGUUUGCAUUUUUAGUAUUUUGAGACUUAAAUUUCAUGAACAAGGUAGAUGGUAUGAUUAUUCGCUUAUUUAGAUCUUAUCUAAUGCCUUGCACUACCAUUUAAUCCUAAGUCAUUUAAAAUGUCUUCUUCAAUCCAUUCUUUUUUUAUAAUGAUCUUGUUUUUCAAUUUCUAAGUGAAAUUAUUUUUGUUUAUAAUUUCUAAUAUAAGUUGUGCUGUAAUAAGGUAAUUAGAGUGUUCCUGUUUCCCAUUUCAUUUGGUAACUCAAAUGAAUGGUCUUUCUUGCAUGUGAGACUGUUAAGGGGUAAUUUUCUUUCUUAAGAUUUUUUUUUUAGAACAGUUCUCUUGGAGACUAAAUUCUCCAGUGUUUGCUUAUUCUCUAAAUAUCUUCCCAUUUCCCCUUCAACUGUAAGAAAUAAUUUUGCCAACUGACAAUUCUAGGUUGACAGGUGUUUUCUCCCAGAUCUUAGUAGACAUUAUUUGACUGUCUGUUGUCUUUCGUUUUCACUGUUGAAAUAUCUGCAGUCAUCCUGUCAUUUCCUUUAAUUGACAUGGCUUUUCUUUCUGUGGCUUCAAGAUUUUAUCUUCAUCUUCUGUGUUUAGCAAUUCUAUUGCCAUGUGUCUAGGUAUGGAUUUCCUUUUGUUUAUUUCUUUUGUAGAAUAUAUUAUACCUUCUAGAUCAGUGACUUCAAAUUUUUAAUCACUUGUCAAAAAAUGUAGCUACUAUUUCUUUAAAUAUUGCCAAUUUUCAAUUAUAGUUUGAAAAAUUUUAUUGAAAAUUUCACUUUGAAUAUCUUUGUUUUUGUAGUUUCUUACUGUAUUACAUUUUUGCAAAUGUUUCCUUUUAAAACAGUAUGCGUAUAUCUACAGAAAGUAUUCUGUGUUUGAUAAUUGCAAACUCCAAGAUUUAUUGUAUGUUGCUUCUGCUAGCUCUCAUGUAUGAUGAUGUUGCUUCUGUUUUGGGAGCUCUUGAUUUACAUUUUUUUUUUUUUUUUUCUUGAGAUGCAGUCUUGUUCUGUUGCCCAGGAUGGAGUGCAAUGGUGCGAUCUUGGCUCACUGAAACCUUCGCCUCCUGGGUUCAAGCGAUUAUCCCCCAUCAGCCUCCCGAGUAGCUAAGAUUACAGGCAUGUGCCACCACACCUGGCUAAUUUUUGUAUUUAGUAGAGACGGGGUUUCGCCAUAUUGGCCUGGCUGGUCUCGAACUCCUGAGCUCAGGUGAUGCUGGCCUUGGCCUCACAAAGUGUUGGGAUUACAGGCGUGAGCCACCACGCCUGGCUGCAUUUUUAAUUUAUUGCUCUUACGUGGACUAAUUUUGGAAAAUUUCCUCCAAAUAUGGCUUGUUCUGUUUCUGCAAGUAGCAAAAGAUAACAUCUGACCAAAACAACUUCAACAUAGCUCACAAGUUUUGACGCAGGAAAGACCUCCAAGCCCAGCUUCCCUUUGGAGUUCUUUUCCAAAGUGCAAAAUUCUCACAGAAGUAUUGCUGUAGGAGUCGUAAGUCACGGAAGUAUUGCUGUAGGAGUCGUAAGUCACGGAAGUAUUGCUAUAGGAGUCGUAAGUCAGAGCAACUGUCCCUUUCAACAUGCCCAAACAGCAAGGACAAUUUCCUGUAAUCUUUUUUUUCCCUUUCUUUUUUCUUUUCUUUUUUUUUUUUUUUUUGAGACAGGGUCUCACUUUGGUUGCCGAGGAUGAAGUGCAGUGGCAUGAUCCCAGCUCACUGCAGUCUCAACCUCUGAGUCUCAGCUGAUUCUCCCCACUCAGCCUCCCAAGUAGCUGGGACUACAGGCAGACAUCGCCAUGCCCAGCUCAUUUUUUGUAUUUUUAGUAGAGAGGAGGUUUUGCCAUGUUGCCCUGGACAGUUUCUUGCAAUCUUGUUUCUCAAAUUUUCUCCUGCUUUGGGCCUGGCCCCUUGCUGUGAGUUCCAGAUACUGUACUGCAGGUCCCUCCAACCCAGGCUACAACCCUAUGGAGGGGCUCCACGUAUGGCCAUAUGGUUGUUUGGGGCUGGAGGGUCAUUCUGCAGUUGCUGAGUACAUGGAGGCCUGGACUGUAAAGAGACUACGGAAGGGGCAGCAUGUGUGUUUUGCUUCUCAGAGUCAUCGUCACUCACGUUGCAUAAAGUCCUCAGUUGUUUUUAAGUAAUUGUUUUACUAUGGAUAUAUUAAACAUACAGAAUGAAAAAAAGGGAAUAAACAUACAAUUUGGCAAACCCCCUACUGAGCCUUUAAAAAUAUUAGAAGGUUGGUAUUAAACCAGGUAACUUACAGAUUUGAAAAAAAAAAAAAGAAAGCAUUGAAUAUGGCUGGGCGGUUCUCUGGGGAUCCUUGGGCAGACCCAGUUUGCCCCGAUUUCUCACUGUAGUUUUCAAGAAUAACUGUAGGAGGCGGUGGGAGUGCAGCAUCCUGAGAUAAGGGAGACGAGCCAGAACAGCGCGGGCACUGUUCCAGCCCCCCUAGAAAUGGGUUGAUCUUCAGUGCUUCAGCUCAGUGUGUCAUGCUUCACCCACGAUGUAAAAGCCUAGGAUCGGAGGCUUCCCCAGGGCUCGUCAGCUGUGGCACAAUAGGGCCCAUUGCAAAUAAGAUUCUAUUCCUGUCAGACAGUUUCGUGAGUUGUGGGGGAACACUCACCCUAGGCUUCUGUUGUCCAUUCGUGCCUGUGUGUUCCUAAUCAACUUUUUUGUGUAACUUGUUUUUGAAAGUGUCACCAGCACACAGUGAACCUGUCUCACGGAAACAGAAAUACAGUCCAUAGUUUCCAAACCAUCAGAGAAUUAAAAGGAAAUACAGAAAUCGUUAUCAAUCAAAUAGAAAGCAAGAAAGAGAAAAAAGGAAUUGUGAAAAAAAAGUGGUGUAAGAAAAAGACAAAAUAUGAGGGUCAAAAUAACUAAUAAAUAUAAACAGAAUAAAUCUACCAAUUUAAAAAAACACGAGAAAAGAAUUACACUGAGGAAAAAAUCCCAGCAAGAUAGUGCUAAUAAGAAACAUUUGAAAUUAAAACCUACAGACACACAUGUAGGAGGGUUGAAACUUUUAAAUAUGAAAAGAUAAGUGUUAAGUAAAAGAAAGCUACUAAAAAGCUAAUAUCAGACCAAUUAUAAUUUAGGAUAAAAAUCAUUAAUAAUAAUGAAGGGAGUAACUGCAUAAUGGUGAUAAGAAAAUGUUCAAAUAAAAUAACAAGCUGUAAGAUAUCAAAAAUGCACCUUUAAAAUAUAUUAAUUAAAAACGUAUUUAAAACAGGAAACUAGCAAACCACGAUAAUUGUGGAACACUUGUCAUUUCUCUAAAUGUACUUAUUGUUUUACACUAAUACAAGUAAGUUAUAUGAAAGACUUCAAAAAGAUAAUGAAUAUAUUUGAUCUAAUAAAUGUGUUUACAACUCUGCACUCAAUAAAGGAAGUAUAUAUGAUUUUUAAGAAUACACAAAUUAUAUGCAAAAUUUCACCAUAUAUGUCACAAAGAAAAUCUCAACAUUACUGAAAAAAUCUAGUGUUUUAAAUCACAUUUUAUUUUAUUAAACAGAAUAAAUGAAAAGAUUUUUAAAAAUUCUAAGUGAUUGAAAACUCAAAAUUUCACUUUUAAAGAUCACAUGGUUACCAGGAGAAAGCAAGAUAAACAUGACAAAAUAGAGUUUUGUGCUAAUUCAAGUAUUAACAAAGAUUUGUGUAACACAUCUUUUGGCCUGCACUCAAAGUAGCUGUUAGAACCUAAACAUAAUUCUCAAUAAAUAAGGAAAGUAUUGAAGAUUUAGGCGUUAUCUCCAAAAAUGAGAAAAAUAAUAGUAGAAUAAAUGUUUUUAGAAGUAGAGUUAUAAAGAAUAUAAAGAUAAAAGAAAUUAAUGAAAUAAAACAAAGAAACUAAGAAAUAAUAAUAAAUGGAAAAUAUGGUAUUUUGAAAAGAAUUAAUAAAAAUUGAUCCAAAAAUAUAGGUAAAAAUAAAUAAUAUUAAUGAAAUUACAAUAUAUGAGUACAGUUAGAUUAGAAAAGGUGAAGGGUUAUCAACACUUUUUGCCAAUAUAUUUGAAAAGUUAAAAUAGGCCAAUGUUUAGGAAAACAAUUAUCAAAAUCACUUCAGAAGAAAUAGAAAACCAGCAUCAGCUAUUAUUUGAUGAAGUAGAAAUCAGUAAUACUUCAGGUGAUGUGGAAAGCCCCAGGUUAGGGCUCUGAGAUGUACAUUCCAGUCUUUGAGUUUUCGCAGAUUGUUUUUCUUUACGAAGUCACUUCCUUGUCUUCCUCAGGACUAACUCUCGCUAGUCCUAUGUUAUAACAUCAUAUCCUAAAUUGUGACAGUUUAUUUUAUAUCCUCUGUUUAGGAUUUGUCUUUCUUGUCUAUUGUGGUUGAUUUAUGAGUCCAUGGCUGUAGAUUUCUUGUUUUAUUUUACCUUCUACAAGAAUAGUUAAUAACUUUUCUUGUUCUGUUACUCUAAAAUCGAGGAACUUUUAUAUUUAAUCCCAAAUCUCUUUAUUUUUAAAUUUUUAUUAUUUUUUGGUUGUUUAAGACCGAGUCUCACUCUGUCACACAGGCUGGAGUGCAGUGCAGUGAUCUUGGCUCACUGCAGCCUCCACCUCCCAGGUUCAAGUGAUUCUGGUGCCUUAGCCUCCCGAGUAGCUGGGACUACAGGCAUGCACC
Molecule: messenger RNA, 11853 nt
Organism: Pan troglodytes (chimpanzee)
Lineage: Eukaryota; Metazoa; Chordata; Mammalia; Primates; Hominidae
Gene: NETO1
Product: neuropilin and tolloid like 1
Exons: 5
Coding region: 752-1225 (157 amino acids)
Biological process (GO): positive regulation of excitatory postsynaptic potential
Cellular component (GO): postsynaptic density
Molecular function (GO): ionotropic glutamate receptor binding
Source: RefSeq, a predicted model, not a curated record